Molecule: messenger RNA, 2355 nt
Organism: Eleginops maclovinus (Patagonian blennie)
Lineage: Eukaryota; Metazoa; Chordata; Actinopteri; Perciformes; Eleginopidae
Product: RILP-like protein 1
Exons: 8
Coding region: 265-1647 (460 amino acids)
Biological process (GO): cilium assembly
Cellular component (GO): cytoplasm; ciliary basal body
Molecular function (GO): dynein light intermediate chain binding; protein dimerization activity; small GTPase binding
Source: RefSeq, a predicted model, not a curated record
ACAUUAAGUAGUAAGGUAAAGAUUUUCUAAAAUACUGUAUUUAAGUACAACUUUGAGAUGCACUACUUGAGUGGCUACUGACAUGUUCGAGUUGUUGUGAUAACAUUGAAUGCAGCGUCAAAAGUAGUGCAACUGCGGACGUUGGCAAACUGUCAACAAACUGACACAAGUUAUAACGAGUUGAAGCAGCCCUCAGCUAUGUUGUGUUUUUCUACAGAAAAUAUGAGCUUUCUGUGAGUGCCGUAGGGAAGACAGAUAUGUAUAAUGUCGGUUUUAAAACAGAGGACACUCAUGGAGACCUGCGGGAUAAUGUCAGCGCUGGACAGACCUGCGGCGGAGCUGACGGUCAUGGAUGUGUACGACAUAGCGGCGGUGCUGGGACAGGAGUUUGAGAGGAUCAUCGACAGGUUCGGCUGCGAGUCUCUGGUCGGGGUGGUGCCCAAAGUGGUCCGGGUCCUGGAGCUGCUGGAGACCCUGGUGAGCAGCGGAGCGGCCGGGCAAGAGGCGGAGGAGCUGCGGGGGGAGCUGGACAGACUGAGGAGGGAGAGGAGCGACAGAUCCGAGCAGGAGAGGAAGCAGCAGAAGGAGUUGGAGCAGGUGGAGGAUGUGUGGCGAGGAGAGGUCCAGGACCUGCUCUCUCAGAUCACCCAGCUGCAGGCGGAGAACAAGAGGCUGUUAGUCAGCCUCUCUCUCAAAGACUGCCCCGCCGUAGAGGAAGACCUGCAGAAACAGGACGGAAUGUCAGAGAAGGAGAGGCAAGUGCUGAAUAAGCUGAAGUACUCUGUGGAGAAGCAGAGGGAUGAACUCCGGGCUAAAGACUACGAGCUGACACUAAAAAACGAAGAUGUGGAGGCGCUCCAGACACAGCAGCACCGGAUCAUAAGAACCAACCAGGACCUUCGUCACAGGAUAGGCGUGAUGGAGGCUCAGGGCAAGGCACUGAUCCAGCAGAGGGCCGGGCUGGAGGCUGCAGCCCAGGCACGGCAACAGGAGCUGGGGGCUCUGCAGCUCGAGGUCACCAGGCUGAGAAAGGAGCUCCAGGGAUGGGAACUGGAGAGAGAGAUCCCUGAUAUUAGAGAAAUCUCUCUGACAAGAUCUGGGGUGUCACCACCUAAAUCACCAACGAUUGCGACUGUGACAUCAAACUCCCUCAAACCAAAUUCAGUGUGGGUGGAGUGUGGAGGGGACCCUGGCUUCCUGGCAAACUGCUUCGAGCGUGGAAAGAGUCCUUCGGUUCUCCUGAGGUCAGCGCAGAAUGAAAAUAAUAAAGAAGAGGAGGACACCACAGCCCUGUCACUGCAGGUGUCAGCUGGGUCAAAGCCAAAGGAGGAGUCGGACAGCCUGGAGUCAGACACACCUCGCUUCACCCUGCAGGAGCUGCGGGACGUCCUGCAGGAGAAGAAUGAACUCAAGGCCCAAGUGUUCGUGCUGCAGGAAGAGCUGGCUUAUUAUAAAAAUGAGGAGUUUGAGGAUGACGUUGGCUCCUUUGUAUGUCCUCCAUCCCCUCCACCCUGCUCCACUUCCACUGAUCAGGUGGAAUCAGGAAUUAGACGCUUGAUCUUCACUGCCAUAAUGCCGAUGGUGGCAGCCGGUUUGAUUGCAGACGACCCAACAUCGUUGCCAAUCAGAAGACUCUACUUUGUAUGACCUCAGUUGAAAUGUAAUGGUUCUCAUAGUUUUUCUCACACCGCGCAAAUGCCGGUGUUUCUCUCAACAAAGUUUGUCAGUAGACAUAGAACUGCAUGAAUGAACGAGGUCGACAAAACAUUUUGUAGCAUUUUAGCUGACUUUGUAAGAGCUUUAUAUAAACCUUUGUAAUUAUUAUGGAAGAUAACUGGCAAAACCUGGACAUUAUUAAGUUAAUUUUGGCCUCUCAGGUUUAAAACGUCAUUAACUGUCAAUGUGUCACUAUAUAUAUAAUCCUACUCUACUAAUUUUGUGUAAUUUUGCACAUGAUGCUGUAAUGUCAACACGUUUUUAUUACAAUGCUUUAUCCAAAUAGUGAAAAAUGGUCAAUGCAUUCAUCAAAGAAUGAACUGAGUUUUCACAGAAACUUUAAACUGAGAAGGAAACCUUGUGUUAUUUAUGUUAAAGGGAUGUUAAGAUGUAUCUGAUUAUAUAACAAAUUGUUGUUGAAGUAUGAUCAUCAUGUGCCUUCCACCAAGAGAAUGUUUUAGAUGAUGUACUUAGUCCCCUAAUUGAUGAGAAAAGCUCCUGUAUACUUGCAGCACUGGGCCACCUCACUCUGUGUUCCUUUUCCAACAAUAAGUACGAUCAAAUAUUCGCUAACAACCAAUGUGAGCUGGACCUGUGAAAUCAUCAUUGUUCAGAAUAAAGUAAUAGUUCUAUUUUUAA